Molecule: messenger RNA, 2208 nt
Organism: Cylindrotheca closterium
Lineage: Eukaryota; Bacillariophyta; Bacillariophyceae; Bacillariales; Bacillariaceae
Source: the annotation of a GenBank genome assembly
AUGACAACAGAAGGCAAACCUGACAUUCCAACCCCAAUAACGAAUGCAAAUAUUAAUACAAAUACAGCGCAACGAGUGCAAAAUCCGAAAAUCAAACCUCAUGGAAUUGUUCUGGUGGGAAAGAAAGUGAAGACGCCCUUUGGAAGUGGAGUCGUCACUGCCUACCGAUACCAAGACUCUAUCUAUGAAAUUCAACUGCCAACUCAGGCUACCGCUACAUCUAGAUCUGUAAAUACCUUGUACACAAGGGAAGUUCCUGAGAAGAUCCAAUCCAAAGAAGACGAUGCAGAGGCACUCAAUGUCGCCUACGAAGCCUUGGAAAAGAUGCGUCGACUGAAUUUGGAAAUGCAAUGCUUUGACGUUGGAAUCAUCCAUGUGGAUCAUGGUCACUGUACAACCUGUCUAUUGAGCAAUUCCAUUCCAACCAAGCGAUUCCCACGAUUGCAACAAGCCUACGAAGGUGCCACCGUCGCACAAGAGUCGGCGGCCAAUAACAUUGCCAAAAUCCCGAAGCUCUUUCAAUGGCAACAACAACAACAGGGAUCAGACGCGGCGACGACAAGGCAACAAUCGUUGAAUCAGAGGAAUGUGUUUCAAAAGCUGCCUAGUCGUUUAUUUGGUAACAAGAACAACGACCACAAAAACAAUUUGCCUGAUACCAAAGAGAAUCAAUCCACACCCGCCAAUCACCAAAUGCUAGACGAGAGAAAGCCAGCCGCCAAAGCAGGAACACCCCGAGUUCUACCCAGAAUUCAAAACUUGUUGGACAACCGAUUAAAGCAACAAAGUCCAUCGUGCUUGAUUUGCGCUUCUCCCAGUUGCCCCAAUCACUGUUCUCCGAGUUUUCGCAAAGAUGGGAUUACGGUUUGUUUGAAUUGCGAGCGCCUCUUUCAACUCGAAUUCAUUACGACGUGCGUCAAGGAGCCAGAUGCACAAAUUCGGGCCAAACACAUUGAUCACAUGAUUGAUUUGUACGACCGAUGUCUGCUUCUGUUGAACUAUUCUUCGCAAUAUAUUGAACAAAUUGCAGUGACUUUGGAAAAUACCAAAGAGAAGCAAAACAAGAUUGGGUUGGGUAGUAGCGGUGUGGGUGUCGUGUCGGGUGUCUUGGGGAUUGCUGCUGCAGCGACCAUCUUGACACCCGCUGGACCUCCCUUGCUCAUUGCUUCCCUUGUGUUUGGAGGAAGUGCCACGACGGUACAGGUUGGAACAGAGGCAUUGAAUUACUUUUCAGAACCCAACAAGCUUGCCGAUAGAAUCAUUGCCUUACAUGGAAUGACGCUUUCUAUAUUGAGAGUGACGAGUACGUUGCGGGAUGCCAUGAUGAGAGACUACAUCCGGACGGAUGGCAUUUGUGAUGAAAAGGGGGAUCUCGCGCAAGUGGUUCAGGAACGUUUUGAAAAGCAUCGUAGUGGUGUAGUGGCUGGUGUCAAUGCAGGAAGUGGUGUGGCAUUGGGAGGAGUUGCUCUUACCGAAGCUGGUGCCUUGGCGGCUGCAGACGCUGGUGCCAUGGCAGCUCAAGCAGCACGAGUGGCUUCUACCGAGGCUGGUGUGUUGGCCGGUGCUGGAGCGGGAGCAAGAGGAGCUAGUGUGGCGUCCCGAGCAACCACGGCGAGUUCUGCAGCUGCUCGCGGCCUACGAUUUGCUCGUUUUGCGGGAGGUGCAUUGAGCGCAGCGGUUCUCUUGAUGGAGGCAAAUGCCAUGCAUCAUACCUUGCGUGAUAUUCAAGAGGGCAAUCCAUGCGAAAAGGCCAAAAUCAUGCGAGGAAUUCUACAGGAGUUGGAAGCUUCGGCUCUUCCAUCGUCAUCGGCCUUGGACGAAGAAUGCCAAAGAUAUCUGGAAGCUAUGAUGAGCCGUCCACACAUCCCCGAGGUGGAUGCCGAAGCAGCGGAAGGUCACGAAGAUGACUUGCCACAAGCUGAAUGCAUUGUAGCUUCUAGUGAAGGCAUGGCGGCCCCAGGAGCAAUAAUUGUCGAAGGAGCAGGAAACCAGACCACCAGUGAUAGUCUACCGCUAUCAUCUGUUGUGGCUGAAGAAGCAAGUCCAUCGCUAACAUCUUCUGUAAUGAAUGGCUCAAGUUCACUGUUCCAACGGAUCCAAAUGCACCAAAGACAACGGCGGGAAAUGGAGGCAGCUCGAAAUGACGAGGUAAUCGCCGUGAUAGUGGAAUCAGAGGAAGCAAGAAGAGCCCAACUGAAUCUGCUAUGA